Molecule: messenger RNA, 850 nt
Organism: Tigriopus californicus
Lineage: Eukaryota; Metazoa; Arthropoda; Copepoda; Harpacticoida; Harpacticidae
Exons: 2
Coding region: 411-722 (103 amino acids)
Source: RefSeq, a predicted model, not a curated record
AAAAGGAAUCACGUGCCAGUAGUUUUGUGCUAAGAGCAACAAUCAAUUAUCCUCAUCAUCUCGAUCACUACCAAUCCACCAUCCUCACGACCAUCAUCAUCAUCAUCAUCAUUGUUUCUUUCCACCAGGAAGAAGUUCUUCAGAGAGGGUCCGCCAUCCCAAUGACGAGAAGAAACCUUCCAAUCACUCCUGUACUUCGUACUUCAGCGGGCCAGCCAUUGGACAAAAUUUUCCCACCUCAUGCAUGAUGUUGGUCUUUUCUAUCUCAAUUUGAACUAUAUAAGUUGGGGGUGUCGUUGGAAAAAGCAUCAGUUUCUCAUCUCCCUCCUCCAUUCACCCAUCAACAAUUCAUCCAUUCCUCCUCGUCCUUUGACUCUGACUUUCAGUCCCAACUCAAACUACAGAGCAAAAUGGCUUUCAAUACCCGAACCCUCGUCGCCUCAACCGUGGCCGUUGUUCUACUUUUGGUCCUGAUCUUGGACCAACCUCAAUCUGUUCAAGCUGGAGGCCACAAAGCCCAUGGAACGGCUUGUAUUGUGAAAGGAUCCUAUUGCUCGUGCCAUUACUGCAAGUGUGAGAAGGGACACAUUCAUUGCGGUGGAUACGGAAAGAAGGGAUAUGGCAAGAAGUACUGCUAUGGAUCCAUGUCGGGCGAAUACUGCCAUUGCGAUUACUGCAAGUGCAAGCACGGAUUUGGUGGCAAGGGAUACGGAUGCCAUUAAGAGGAGUCGAGAGCUCAAAUCGAUAUUGGAUGAAUUGUGGUGGUUGUCAAGACAUGUUUUAUUGUCUAUUUGUUAUGUCAUGCAUCAAGCUUGUAUCUUUAUUGCAACAAUAAAGGAUGAGCGAACCA